ACCUCGUUGUGCGCGCAACUUCGCCCGGGGGGUCUGGAGCUCGCACCUAGUCCACACCUUCGCCCCUUUGGAGAAAGGAUCCGAAGAAAUCCAUGGCGCGGCAGCCCGUGUAGGACUUUGUGUCGCGCAGAGAGUGAUGCACCUCGCGGUUUGCACGUAGUUUUCAGUGACAGAAUCGUCUCGAGGAGCAGUCGGAGCUGCGCUGUCGUCCACCCCCCCCCACCGCCCCCCCUCUCCGCGCGCGUGAGUUAUUUUGUUGAGGUGCGAUGGGGUGCUGCAGCGGACGAUGCACGCUCAUAUUUAUCUGCACUUUCCAGUUGAUGGUGGCUCUCGAGAGGCAGGUGUUUGACUUCCUGGGUUACCAGUGGGCUCCUAUCUUGGCCAACUUCUUCCACAUCAUCGUGGUCAUCCUAGGCCUUUUCGGGACCAUCCAGUACCGGCCGCGCUACAUCGUGGUGUACGCGGUGUGGACAGCGCUGUGGGUGGCCUGGAACGUCUUCCUCAUCUGCUUCUACCUGGAGGUGGGAGGCCUUACCAAGGAUGGCGACCUCCUGACCUUCAACAUCUCCGCGCACCACUCGUGGUGGAGUGAGCAUGGCCCGGGCUGCGUGCGGCGCGAGGUGCCCCCUAGUGGCGGCCGCACCGCCGACACACACUCCUACGUGUCAGUCGCGGGCUGUCUGCUGGAGUACCAGUACAUCGAAGUGCUGCACAGCGGCAUUCAGAUCCUCCUCUCGCUGCUGGGCUUCGUCUACGCCUGCUACGUUGUGAGUGCCAUCACAGAGGAAGAAGACAGCUUUCAUUUUAUUGGUGGAUUCGAUCCAUUUCCAAUCUACCAUGUCAAUGAGAAACCUUCCCAUCUUCUCUUAAAGCCCAUGUACCAGCCUGCGUAAGUGAAGGUGUGCUGUGCAGAGGAACAGAGCGCUACUCCCCGGUGCAAGUGUCUGCUCUGCUGUCUCCAGCUCUGUCCCUGUCCCCCUGAUCCCUGUCUCCAGCUCUGUCCCUGUCCCCCUGAUCCC
Molecule: messenger RNA, 1019 nt
Organism: Electrophorus electricus (electric eel)
Lineage: Eukaryota; Metazoa; Chordata; Actinopteri; Gymnotiformes; Gymnotidae
Gene: nkain4
Product: sodium/potassium transporting ATPase interacting 4
Biological process (GO): regulation of sodium ion transport
Source: RefSeq, a predicted model, not a curated record